AGUUCCCUUCACAAAGUUGAAAAAGAAGGAAAAAUGGUGGGUGGUGUUUGGGAGGAGAUUGAGGUUAAGGUACCUGCAAGUGAAGCGUGGAAGCUCUACGGCAGCCUCCUACUGACCAAGGUCACGGUCGAAGCGCUUCCCGAUCGCUUCAGCAAAUUCGAGGUCAUAGAAGGCGAUGGCUCCGCUGGAACCAUCCUCCACAUCUUUUUAGCUCCAGGGACUGCGGGGGCAGCGUCAUACAAAGAGAAGUACACGGUGGUGGAUAACGAGAAACGAGUGAAGGAAGUGGAGUUGGUGGAGGGCGGAUUUUUGGAUUUGGGGUUUACAGUUUACAGGGUGCGGGGGGAGGUGAUAGAGAAGGAGGGGAAGAAGGAGGAGUGCAUUGUGAGAGGCAGCAUAGAGUAUGAGUUGAAAGAGGAAGCUGCUGGGAAUGCUGCUUUGGUUUCCAUUGAGCCCCUCCGUGCUAUCAUGCAGAUUGCUGCAGAUUACUUGACCAAAAACUACACCACCAACGUCUGAUGCACAUCCAUCUCCCUCCUACUACUGCUACUCAUUUGAUCUCGU
Molecule: messenger RNA, 564 nt
Organism: Sesamum indicum (sesame)
Lineage: Eukaryota; Viridiplantae; Streptophyta; Magnoliopsida; Lamiales; Pedaliaceae
Product: norbelladine synthase-like
Biological process (GO): abscisic acid-activated signaling pathway; defense response
Cellular component (GO): cytoplasm; nucleus
Molecular function (GO): abscisic acid binding; signaling receptor activity; protein phosphatase inhibitor activity
Source: RefSeq, a predicted model, not a curated record